Molecule: messenger RNA, 2035 nt
Organism: Acyrthosiphon pisum (pea aphid)
Lineage: Eukaryota; Metazoa; Arthropoda; Insecta; Hemiptera; Aphididae
Exons: 4
Source: RefSeq, a predicted model, not a curated record
CAAUAUAGCUUCAAAUAUUAGAGAGGAUGGUUUUAUAUACAAAACAUUUGAGGAACUUAAUCAUAACUGUCCUAUUGAAAAAUCAAUAUUUCUAAGCCCUAUUGACCCUAUGGAAAUAAGUAGUAUGAUUAUGAAAAGUAAAGAUUUUUCAUCUUAUUAUGAAGGUGAAUUUCCAUCUAGCUUUAAAAAAUCAAUAGUUAUUCCGCUUUAUAAAACAGAAGAUAUAAGAAGUUGUAAUAAUUAUACACCAAUCACUCUUACUUUGACUAUCGCUAAGCUUCUAGAAAAAUGUAUUAAAACCAGACUUGUUAACUUUCUAAUAAAUGAACAUAAUUUUUUUAAUGAUAAUCAAUUUAGUUUCAGGAAUUAUCUAUCUACAAAUGAUGCAUUAUAUUGUGCUACUAAAUUUAUAUAUGACAAUCUUGAUUUAAAAAAGCAUGUUGUUGGUAUAUUUUUAGACUUGAAAAAAGCUUUUGAUUCUGUAGAUCAUAAUUUAUUGUUAAAAAAACUUGAAUACUGUGGAAUAAGAGGAGUUCCAUUAAAACUAUUAGAAUCAUUUAUUAGUAAUAGAUACCAAAAGGUUAAAAUUAAUGACCUUUAUGGUGAUGACUUAUUAGUUAAUUAUUCUGUACCUCAAGGGACUGUUCUUGGGCCACUACUUUUUAUAAUAUACAUUAAUGGUUUGCUUAGCCUAAAUUUAGGAGGUAAGGUUUUGUGUUUUGCUGAUGACACGGUUUUCCUUGUUAAGUCCGUUUUCUUAAAAAAUAAUUAUUUUGAUUCCGAAUCUACACGUAGGGUUGAGACUGAGAGUGGCGACGAUACGGUUGUUCAAUUUAAUUUCAUAGAAGGUGAAAUCGAAGCAUUAGUCUUCGACUAUUGGAGCAGGUCCACCAUCGAUCUAAUGUAUUAUGACGAAAGCGAAUCCAGACAGGAUUUAAAAGGCCUACUCCGGUAUUUGUUCCAGAGAUUAUGUAUUCUAUAUAGGUUAGGGACUCAGAAAGAGGGUAUUGGGUUAUUUUUAACGAAUUUUAGAGCAUUAGCCAAGUUUGAUCUGGAUAAGGACAUCAUACCGGCGAAUUGUCUAUUAUUUCUUAAAAAUAACAUAUCAAAAGUUUGGCCGGAUAUCGAGACCACCGACCAGAAUCUGUGGCGCGCUUUUUUUAACGAAAUUAAGGUGAACUAUAUCUUGACAGCACGUACCUUUUCAGCAAUGUUCAAAAAACUAGAUCAAAGUUUCGAAUUUAUUAUGAGCAAGGCUGCACAAGUGCAUGCGAUUCGGAAUAAUCUGUUGUCCUCCGACGUUAGUCUGUGGUACGCCUCUACUACCGUUUCCGAAAAACGUCAAUCCAUUGUAAGUAAAAGUGAUGUGAUCAGAAUUUUACCAGAAUAUUUCGAAUCACACAACAACGUCGACAGUGUGUUAUGCGCUGCAAUUGAUAAUUGUUAUUACCAUCACAUUUUUUUGCUAUCGAGAUACGCGAUCUUACACAACAUUGACAUCGCAACCAGAGUCUUAAAGCAUACCGAGGUUCAAAAGUUUCUGGAUAGCCGUCAACCGCAGAAAAUUGAGCUGAUGUCGUACGUGAAAUUACCGUUGUCAGAAAUUAUGCAAUCUAAAAUGGUUUCGUGUUUCCGGCGGUUGUACAUUCGAGACAGUGAUAAAUUCGAGGUCGAGUUCGAGAUCACCGAGUUUGAUGAGUUGUUGUACCAGUCGCUGAAUGAGUUGAUCUGCAACUGGAUGAAAAACGCGCUGCGUCCGGUAAUUGGUCACGAUGGUCAAUUUUCGCCACAGCGCUUCGAAAAUCUGUAUCCGUGCAAUGUAAUAUGUGAUGGCCAUGGUUCACUUCCACAAGAUUUCUUACGUUGCUACGCAUUUGCGAUUUCGUUGUACGCACACAUGUACGGUCUGAACAAGAGAGAAAGUGUAUCAAUGAAAUGCUUUGAACUCGAUUGUAAUUUCGGACGCGAUGUCUCUGUCUACUACGACAAAAUCAUCGCUGAAUCAGACGACGUUUGAUGAAAAAACAAUUCUUCC